Dioszegia hungarica is the source of this 369-nucleotide messenger RNA. RefSeq names its product cytochrome c oxidase biogenesis protein Cmc1 like-domain-containing protein. The record is from RefSeq and is a predicted model, not a curated record. The transcript has 2 exons. Bases 1 to 369 code for a protein of 122 amino acids. Lineage: Eukaryota; Fungi; Basidiomycota; Tremellomycetes; Tremellales; Bulleribasidiaceae.
AUGCAGGCGCUCUCGAGAAGGGAAGAGACCGAGGUCAUCGCCAUAGCUCGCGAUCUGGCUCAUAAGGCAUGUGACGAUGUAGUCAAAGACUUCGCAAUGUGCUCUGCCGGACGCACCGUCUCCAUGCCCUUCAUGUGCCGCACUCAAAUCAAGAACAUGAACACUUGUCUCAAGAACUAUAUGUCGGAGGAGCGACUCGACUCGCUCAAGCUCGAUUAUAUCGCAGAGCGGAGCGAGAAGGGACGGGCGGCGGUGGAGAAGUUGAGGAAUGAACGGUCGGGGUAUCUGGUCAAGGCGUAUAGGAAGGGCAAGGCGGAUGGGGUGGACGGCGGGGCUCUAGUCGGAGAGGAGCCAGCGAGGGCUGUAUAG